Molecule: messenger RNA, 1186 nt
Organism: Daktulosphaira vitifoliae (grape phylloxera)
Lineage: Eukaryota; Metazoa; Arthropoda; Insecta; Hemiptera; Phylloxeridae
Product: protein takeout-like
Exons: 6
Coding region: 313-1092 (259 amino acids)
Source: RefSeq, a predicted model, not a curated record
UAUUGUUAGCACUUUUAGCUGUCCAAUUUUGAAAAAAAUUAUUCACCAUAGUAUUUUUAUAAUAAUCAUCAUUAUCUACAAGAAAAGUGGUGGAAAAUAUUUUAUUAACAUGAAACUCGAGGUCAAGGUGUCUGCCAAUAUAGAUUGAAAUAUCAUUUGUACUUCAAAUAGUAUAUAAUACGUUGCUAUCGAUAAAAGUGCCAAAUAGUUCGUCAAGUCUAUUCGAUCAUUAUCAUAUAAUAUUUGGAUUAUAAAAAUUCCAUGUUCUUGUAAAAAUUGAGUUUUUUUAUAAUAAUAAUAAUAAUAAGUACAAUGGCUUUAAUCGGUGAUGUGACAACCCUUUUAUGUCUCAUGUUUAUAAUCCAGAUGAUUAAAUCAACCAAUCAAGCCCGAUCAACCCAAUUGAUUCAAUUGCCUGAUGGAUUCAUAACAUGUAAGAGAUCUGAUCCUUUAGUAAACAAAUGUAUACAAAAAGCACUACAAUCUGGAGUUCCACGUGUACUCAAAGGUUAUCCUAAUUUAGAUGUGGUACCAAUCGAUCCAUUAUACAUUACUGAAAUGGAUAUUGAACAAACAAAAGGUCCAUUCGUAUUUAAACUCAGUUUAAAGGACAUGAACAUAUUUAACUUUGGUUCAGUAAAAAUAUUAUCGAUUAAAUCAGACAUUGAUAAAUAUUUAUUCAACCUUAAUGUGGAAUUCUCCCAACCACUGAUUCUUGAUUCUAAUUAUAAAAUUAAUGGAAAAGCGAUUAUAUUACCAAUUAAUGGUGAAGGCAAAAGUAAUCUAACUUUAGAAGACGUUAAGGCAUCAAUAGACGUGAAGGGACGUCCAGUGGCAAAAAAUGGACAAAAUCACAUGGACUUAGAAAUAUUAGACAUAAAAUUUACCUCAAAUAGAUUAUACAUUAACUUCGAAAAUCUUUUUAAUGGUGAUAAAUACAUGGGAAAUAAUAUGAAUAAAUAUCUGAAUAAAAAUUGGAAAAUGAUUUUAAACCAAGUACAGCCAAGUUUUGAAGUAACGUUGGGGAACAAAUUGCAGUCAAUAGCUCAAGCAUUUUUUACUAAAGUCCCUUACAACACACUAUUUAAAUAAUAUUAAAUUAAAUAAAAAAUGUACAAAUUAAUUUUGAUAAGUGUAAUAAAAUUUAAUAAUAUUGAAUAAUAAAGCUGUAUUUAUUAAAAAUCAA